Strongyloides ratti is the source of this 1761-nucleotide messenger RNA. RefSeq names its product Dystrobrevin. Lineage: Eukaryota; Metazoa; Nematoda; Chromadorea; Rhabditida; Strongyloididae. Gene Ontology annotation, molecular function: zinc ion binding. Gene Ontology annotation, cellular component: plasma membrane; synapse. Gene Ontology annotation, biological process: synaptic signaling. The record is from RefSeq and is a predicted model, not a curated record. The transcript has 5 exons. Bases 1 to 1761 code for a protein of 586 amino acids.
AUGAAUUAUUCAAUUAAAUAUUCAAUUAAAAUAAUAUUAAAAAUGUGGAAUGGUUCCGUUGUUAGUGUGGAACGGGAUUCUAAUCAAUGUAAUGUUAUACCACAAACAGAAGGGUAUAUGAAUGAAUUACAAGGAUUAAUUGAAGAAAUGAGACAACAAGACUUUGAUUCUAUACGUUUUGCUACAUAUCGUACAGCUUGUAAACUACGAUUUAUUCAAAAAAAGGCAAAUGUACAUUUAGUAGAUAUUUGGAAUAUGAUAGAAUCUUUUCGUGAAAAUGCAUUAAAUGCUGUUCCACCACAUUCAACCUUAAAAUUUUCACGUCUUGAAUUAUUACUUACAUCAGUUUUCCAUAAUCUUAAUAAACGCCUUCCAACAACUCAACAUAUUGAUACGGAUAAAUCAAUUUCAACAUUAUUAUCCUUUCUUUUAGGUGCUUAUGAUCGCCAACAUAAUUUUAGAUUAACAAUUUUUUCUGUAAAAAUAGCACUUUCAGUUUUAUCAGCUGGAAAAUUAAUUGAUAAAUUACGUUAUAUAUUUUCACAAAUAUCUGAUUCACAAGGAAUUAUGGAAUGGAAUAAAUUUGUUCAAUUUCUUCAACAAAUUUUAGCAUUACCUAAAGCAGUUUUUGAAGCACCAACAUUUGGGUAUACUGAUAGUUGUCCUGAACAAUGUUUUCCAAAGGAUGCAAAAACAAAUUUAAAUACAUUUCUUGAUGUUAUUCUUUCUGAAACAUGUCCACCCUGUUUAAUGUGGUUACCAUUACUUCAUCGUAUGGCAUCUGUUGAACAUGUCUAUCAUCCAGUUGUCUGUGAUUCAUGCCAAAUUCGUAGUUUUACAGGUUUUCGUUACAAAUGUCAACGAUGUUCAAAUUAUCAGUUAUGUCAAAAUUGUUUUUGGAGAGGUCGUACAUCUCAAAAUCAUUCAAAUGAGCAUGAAAUGAAAGAAUACUCUAAUUAUAAAUCACCUACAAAACAAUUAGCACAUUCAAUACAUAAAUCUCUUCAAUGCAUUCCAUUAACAGGAAAAUCUAAAAAUUUAGAAUAUGAUUCAAAAUUACAAAGACCUAUAGAUUUAUCAAAUAUUAUACCAGUAAUGCCAAAUUUUAAUAAACAUCAAAUACAUGAUGUGACAUCUGACUGGAGUAAUAAUUUACCACCAGGUACUUACGGUAACACAGGAAGUUUAGAUGAUGAACAUAAAUUAAUAGCUAGAUAUGCUGCCAAACUUUCAGGAAGACAAAAUUAUAAAGAAAAAAAAUUAAACAAUAAUUUAUUAAGAUAUGAUGGAGUUGAUAGUUAUAAUGAAAAAAUGAUAAUUGCUCAAUUAGAAGAAGAAAAUUCUGAAAUGUUAAGAGAAUUAGCUGCAAUAGAAAGGCAAAAUAAUUUAAUUGACAGUAAUGGACAAUUAAGUGGAUUAAAAGAAAAAAAAUUUGAAUUAGAAAAUAAAAUGAGAUGUAUGCAGAAUACAAGAAAAGAACUAAUGCAUCAAUUAGAACAAUUAAUGAAGCAAUUAAAUACAACAGAUUCUGGUAGAAGUUAUAAAUCAAUGAGUCAAAUGCCAGAAACACUUACAGGUGUUAAUUCAAGAAUAACAAAUGCUUUUAGAGAACACAGUUUGCCAACUAAUAGUCGACGAUCUAUGUCCCAAAUCCCUGCUUCACAAUUGCAAGGUGAUUUGCUACAGGCAGCUGAUGCUAUUACAGAAAAUGUAUCAGAAUUUAUACAUGAAUUAGAUAUGGCAAAUGAAGAUAUGUAUUAA